UAUAUGGCCCUUGAUUGGCAUAAGGGGAUCAGUAGUUGUUUUGUUUUUUUCAACAAGAGCAACAUGAAAUUCUUAGUACUUUUUGCUUUAGCUUUGGCCUCGGCCAAUGCCUUCGAUUUACGUGGCGCUGAAAUUACUCAACGUAAUGUCGUUGUUCCUGUGGUAGAAACUGAAGGACGCAUUACCAACGGCCAGAAUGCUGCCGCCGGUCAAUUCCCCUAUCAAGUUGGUUUGUCUUUGAAACUUAGUGCCACCUCUUCCUCCUGGUGUGGUGGUUCUUUGAUUGGCAACAAAUGGGUUUUGACUGCUGCCCACUGUACCGAUGGUGUUCAAUCUGUUACUGUUUACUUGGGUGCCACUGUACGCACCUCGGCUGAAGUUAAACACACCGUUAGCAAGAGCGAUAUCAUCAUUCAUUCCGGCUGGAAUAGCAAAACUUUGAAGAACGAUAUUUCCUUGAUCAAGAUCCCCUCCACUGCUUAUACUGCCAAGAUUAAGGCUGUUAAAUUGCCCGCCAUUGCCAGCUCUUAUUCCACCUAUACCGGUGAUAAGGUUAUUGCUUCUGGUUGGGGUCGUACCUCGGAUGCCAGUGGUGUUGCUACUAACUUACAAUGGGCCCGUAUGAGUGUCAUCUCUAACACUGCCUGUGCUAAGACCUAUGGUUCUAUUAUCACUUCUUCCAACAUUUGCGUUUCUACUCCUGGAGGUGUUUCUACCUGCCAAGGUGAUUCUGGCGGCCCAUUGGUUUUGGAAUCCUCCAAGGUCCAAGUUGGUUUGACUUCAUUCGGUUCUUCUGCCGGUUGCGCCAAGGGUUACCCAGCUGCUUUCACUCGUGUCACCAGCUAUUUGGAAUGGAUCAAGACCCACACUGGUAUUUAAGUAAAUUAAAUAUUUUUUAAUAAAAUCAUAUUGAACUUUUAAA
Molecule: messenger RNA, 922 nt
Organism: Lucilia sericata (common green bottle fly)
Lineage: Eukaryota; Metazoa; Arthropoda; Insecta; Diptera; Calliphoridae
Product: serine protease 1-like
Exons: 1
Coding region: 4-879 (291 amino acids)
Biological process (GO): proteolysis
Molecular function (GO): serine-type endopeptidase activity
Source: RefSeq, a predicted model, not a curated record